AUGUCGGUUCUGACACACGAAAAUUCUCGUGUGCAGACAUGUUUCGCAGAAUUCUUAUGCUCGUUUUCUUUUCUUACAGUCAAUGUUUUUUUGGAAAACCAGUUGUCCAUUGACAAACGGUUUACUGCUCUUGAAGCUCGAGUCAAACAGUUGGAGGCAUAUACUGCUAGGUGUCCUUGCGUCGAUGCAGUCGGAUUUAAUGUACAGCUGACUCAUGAUAUAUCUCCAUUCGCCCCAAGUCAACAUAUUAUUUUCGACAACAUUUUAGCAAACAUAGGGAACGGCUAUGACAAAUAUAGUGGCCACUUCACCGCUCCUUACCAUGGACUCUAUACCUUUGUUGUCAGUUUCACAAAAAUGAGAGACCGUAACCUAAGCGUACAGAUAGUUAAAAAUGGAGUCACGAUCACACAAGGAGUCACUAGCACAGACGAUGAAUUCGAUACAGCUACAGUGGCAGCUACUGUCGAGCUUAUUAAAGGAGAUAAAGUAUGGGCAGAGAACGCAUAUCCGGUCGACAAUGUCGAACAGGUUGACGGAAUGUGGACAUUUUUCUCGGGUCAUUUAGUAAUGUCGAUGCCAAACUAAACACGAUGUAUAACUUGUGGCUUAUUUCCGAACUGACGCAAUUAAAAUCUAAAUAUUAAUGAAAAAAUGUUUUGUUCGAUUUGACUAUUGUAGGGAAUAAUACAUAUUUUAAAAUGGUGUAAAUUUUCUGCACAGAACACGAAAAAAGUUUGACACUGCAUUUUGUACGCUGUUUUAAUGCUCCCCGAAGAUUUACGAUGAUUUGUUGCAGUUCUCGGUUUGUAUUAUAGUCCUUCCCAUCGGCAUUUGGCAUUAAUGCCUCAUCAACAAUGAUAAAAGUUUCGCAAAUUAAUCUUGCACUUGAUCACACAAAUUUUAAA
Molecule: messenger RNA, 908 nt
Organism: Ruditapes philippinarum (Manila clam)
Lineage: Eukaryota; Metazoa; Mollusca; Bivalvia; Venerida; Veneridae
Product: protein HP-25 homolog 1-like
Exons: 3
Coding region: 1-588 (195 amino acids)
Molecular function (GO): protein binding
Source: RefSeq, a predicted model, not a curated record